GAUCUGCGCGGGAAACGUUACCAUUCUUUCAUUAUGACGUUGAAUACGUGCUUUAGCGUUGCUUGCACAACGUUAUCUUUAAAUAUUGAAAAUGGGUAUGCUAACAUGGAGGGUCAUUCUGAGCCCCUAGGCAUGGAGUCUAACACGGUCAGUGAUAGGGUCCCUCUGACGCAGAUUAGAGACUCGCCGUCCUUGACCUCACAAGAAUCCUCUGUUACCGACUGCCCAGUCUCCAACCGUCAGGUCAAUGUCUUUGUGGUCAGCUCGUCCUCUUCUAACUCAGAAUUUGUGUGUAGAAUUUGUCAACUGGCAAAAAAGAAUUCAGACGAAGACUUAAGUUCCACGGAGUGUGACUGUCGCGGAUACUUGUCCAAAGUCCACCAUUCCUGUCUGAAGGAGUGGGUGCGAUACAAAGGCUCCACAAGGUGUGAAAUCUGUACCAGCCACUUUGCCUGCGUCACACCUCCUUUACAGCCAGGACUGCUACAGCUAGAGGCUUUACACCAACUUGCUUGGCAUUUUGAGCGGAAUCGCCCAUUCAAUCGGCGUAAAAGAGCUAUCCUCGGCACCGCCAUAUUGUUCCUUCUGAUAGUGACCAUUGUGACGUCAUUGAUGACCGUCAGUGCUGACAGGGAGUACGAGAAGGCCGCCAGGGACCCUGAGAUUUCCCCGAAACGUGUGGACGAUUCCAACAUAGUUUUCUCUAUCUGUAUCGCCUUUGCCUUUUUCUGUGCCACGCUGACUGUGGGGUUGGUGAUUAUCUGGUUUGGAGUGGAGUGUUGUUUCUCUAUUCAGCGGAGGGGGAUGUUGCGGCGCGCAACACGACGGUUACUGCUCAACGAAAACAGAGCGUAACGAUGCGCCGUGUCACUUAUUACAAAAUGGGUACAGGGUGGAUUAAUAAAGCGGAUGCUUGGAAACAUGUAAGGGUUAACAUGGUACUUGUAGAUUCUUACACAUACAGUGACGGUUUCACUUCAGCGAGUCGGCAUGAAGUCCGUACGUACGAGGGAUGUUCCAAAAAUAAUAUGUGACACUUAGAUGAUUUCACCCACAUUAUUUUAUUAAUCUUUGAUUUUUUUUAUUCGUCCAUGCCCUCAAAGUACUCACCUUUGACCUUUUAGACGAUCAAUCCACGUCUGGAAACAUUUUUCAUACUCCUCAAAGGGACGCCAAUCAUAUACUGAUAAAGUACAGACCCAAGGGCAUUUCGUAAAUCCUUUUCCAGAUAGGUGGAAUUUAAGAGAUCAAAAAGAAGUCGCACGGGCUAAAUCUGGAGAAAACAGAGGGGGUGGGGGUAGGGUAUGGUAGGAUAAUAACAAUUUUUGCCUCCAAAUACAUGGUCACAAUACGUGCUUUUUGUGCAGGCGCAUUGUCGUGCAAAUGUAGGAGAUACUUCAUUCAUACCCGUUUUGGGGCGACGACUUUCUUAAUAUUUCUUCAGUUUUUUAAUAACAACAUUUUAUAGAGUUACUUGUGACUGUUUUCUUCUUUGGUACAGGAAUUUGCAUGACAGUGCCCUUUUUGUCAAAGAAAAUAAUAUAAAACCUUCACGGUUCGUAAUCUGUUAGUAAUACUAGGACGUUUUGCAAUUUGAUACCCAGAUUCUGUUAGAACUCUUUCGUUUUUGCUCAAAAUAGAAUUCCAUUGUCUUAUUACCAGUAACUAAAUUAUCAAAAACCUUUUAGGUAUUUUUGGGAUACAGUUUGAAUAAUUUCUUUGCAUUAUAACACGGACUCUCUUUUGUUGAUCGCUAAACAAACAAGGUAUCCACCUAGCGUUUUAACUUUAUCUAUAUCUAUAUAAGCUAAUUUAGAUUUUAUUUUUCAAAAUACCAUGUUCACGUUUGCCUUACAGUAUAUUUUGCGUCUCUCUGUAAGAAUUGGUGAAUUUUUACGACGGUAUUAUUUGCUGUAACUGUUGCAGGGCGGCCUUGGGGAGCAGCGUCUCUGAGGUGCCGACAAACAGACUUGUGAGACAUUUGACCAUUCCCAUAGAUAUCACAGACCUCAUGAUGAAUAUCUACUGGUUUAAUUCCAAGUAAUGACAUUACUUACAUAUAGGUUCUAAUUUCAAGUGUAUUGCUUGCUCUUUUUCCAGUUUUGAUGAGUUUAGUGUAAUGAAUACGCUAUAGAGCAAUAGACACUGUAGCUAUGACAAUGAAAUUGUGAGCAUGGACUGUUCAGUGAUCAAUCUAACGUGUCAAUGAGGUUUACUCGAUUUACACGCGAAAAAGAUGAAAUGGCAUUAUUUUUGGAACACUUCUCGUACUUAAAACAUACAACCAACUUGUCAUUUAUGAUUUUUCAAGUGAUUUAAAUGUAUUGCAUUGCAAAGUUACUAGACUUAUUUGUCUAGGAAAAUCUACAGAUUAAUUAGAUAUAAGCUAUAAAAAAACUAUUUUUCCAACUGUUUAUGAAUUAUGAAUUACAAAUAUUUGAUGAUUAAAUAAUAAUUGUUUCAAAGAUGUAGUCCGAUAACUGCACUGGUGUGUGCAAACCAAUUGAAGAACGUGCGUUAUGAAAUAUGUUUGUAAGGAUCUGAUCUUAUCAUAUUGCAGUGAUAAGAUUAAAUUCUUCAUGCAGAAGAAAAUGAUUCAAUGAUUUAGUGUUUAUAUUUACAUUUUUUUUCUUUCCUAACUGUUUAGGAACAGACUACUUCAUAGCAUAUGUACACUUAACUGUCUCACAUCAGAAGUUUAUU
Molecule: messenger RNA, 2703 nt
Organism: Magallana angulata
Lineage: Eukaryota; Metazoa; Mollusca; Bivalvia; Ostreida; Ostreidae
Product: E3 ubiquitin-protein ligase MARCHF4-like
Exons: 4
Coding region: 34-855 (273 amino acids)
Biological process (GO): protein ubiquitination
Molecular function (GO): zinc ion binding; ubiquitin-protein transferase activity
Source: RefSeq, a predicted model, not a curated record